Vollenhovia emeryi is the source of this 648-nucleotide messenger RNA. RefSeq lists its product as uncharacterized. The record is from RefSeq and is a predicted model, not a curated record. The coding region runs from base 1 to 648 and encodes 215 amino acids. NCBI's taxonomy places the organism in Eukaryota, Metazoa, Arthropoda, Insecta, Hymenoptera, Formicidae. The transcript has a single exon.
AUGGUUGUGAUGUCGAGACCGGGACCAACAUUAAUAGGACGUCAAUGGUUAAAAAUUUUGGGGUUAUGGCCGUUAAAACAUUUAAAUGACUCAGCAAACGAGAUUGAUAAGUGCCAUAAAAUCGAUAAUGCUGACGUUGUAAAAGAAUUCAAAAGUGAAUUCCCGCGAUUGUUCGGUCCGGGCCCAGGAAUUUAUAAUAAAGGAAUGCUCAAAAUCGUAUUGAAGGAUAGUGCAGUACCGGUAUCGUUAAAGGCUAGGAGACUACCAUUUGCAUUAAUGGAAAAAGUAGAAACUGAGAUAAAUCGGUUGGUAAAAUUAAAGCACCUCGAAAAAAUCGAUAUUAGUGAAUGGUCGACACCGAUCGUGCCGGUUAUUAAAAAAGACGGAUCAGUAAGAAUUUGCGGUAAUUUCAAGCUGACGAUAAAUCCAUAUUUAGUAAUCGAUCGUCAUCCGAUUCCGUUAGUAGACGAAAUUUUCGCUGCGCUUAGCGGAGGAACGAAGUUUUCGCAAAUCGAUUUAGAACAUGCGUAUAUGCAAAUACCCGUCGAAGAAAGUUCGAGAGAUUAUUUAACCAUCGUCACGCACAAAGGGUUGUUUAGGUACACAAAGAUGACCGAGGGAAUCGCGUCGGGACCUGGCGACUUUUAG